UAUCAAGUCUUUUUUUUUUCUUUUUUGGAAUAUCACUAUUGUAUUUCACAAGUAUUAUCUAAAACCAUGUCUUUUGACCAUGACUGGUCGGAACUUCCACCGGAGCUCCUGGACACGAUCGUGAAUAAGCUAAUUAACCUCCGUGACUACCUCCAUUUCCGGGCGGUUUGUUCCAACUGGCGUUCCUCAACGCCGGCGACUCCUAAAAACCUACCAUGUCAGCUCCCAUGGUUAAUGCUCCCAAAAAACCGGUCUAACCGGCGCGGCUUUUUCAACUUCGUUGACAACAAGCUUCACUUCCUCGACCUGCCUGAGGCUUCAAACAGCCGCCGUCGCUGCGGCUCUUCCCAUGGCUGGCUCAUCAUCGUUGACGAAUCGCCGUCAAUUUUCAUUAUUAAUCCACUCACAAAAGUAUCCUUUAAUCUUCCGCCGAUUUCUCAAUUUCCUAAUGUGGUGAAUUUCGACUUUUACAGCGUCGGUCGGGAAUAUACCCUCCGAUCUCCCGACGGCGAGGUUUACGCUCGUAAUUUGAAAGAAAUGCGUGAUUCGUUUAUUAGGAAGGCUAUUAUUUCUAGUAGUCCUUCGCUUGAUCCGAAUUUUAUUGCGAUGGUGAUCCUUAAUGAAACAGGUGAGCUUGCUUACUGCAAAAAUAGAGAAAAUUCAUGGAAAUUUAUUGACGAUGCACAGUUUUACGCUGAGGAUGUUAUCUAUUUUGAAGGAUUGUUCUAUGCUGUUCAUAAAUCUGGAGAAAUUGCAGUUUGUGAUGUUAGUGGUGAUUCUCCUAGUGUUUCGUUUAUUGGAACCCCUAGGCUAAUUGGCGGUGAUAUGCAGUAUUUGGUCAAAACAAAUGAUGAACUUUUACUGGUGACUAGAUUUUUGGAGCUUGAUAUUGAUGCCGCGUAUCAUCAGCUUGAUGUUGUGUAUAAGACAGUUGAAUUUUGUGUCUUUAAAUUGGUUUUAGAAGGACCAAGAUGGGAGAAGAUUAACAGUUUGGGUGAGACAAUGUUGUUUUUAGGAGAAAAUUCUUCGUUGGCGUUGUUGGCUUUUGAUUUUCCUGGAUGUGAAGGAAACAGGAUUUACUUUACUGAUGAUUAUUGUGAGGCUAAUUAUGAUGGUGUCAAUGGGAAUCAUGAUUUAGGGUAUUACAAUUUAGAGGAUGGUAGUAUUGAAGCGUUGUCCUGCUAUCCUCGCAAUUCACAUUCUAUGCUUCGUUGGCCUCCUCCAAUUUGGUUCACUCCAAAUCCAUGUUGAUAAUUGGACCUUGGUGAAUUCCUUCAUUGAGGUUGUUUUUUGGAUAUGCUUUUCUGGCCAGAGUUCAAUUUGAUGGAUGGAAUUACUUUGUAUAUGAGAUGCAAAUUAUCAAAUAGUGGUGUGCUGUAAGCAAACAUGUACCUACAUUUUCUUGAUGCAAUCUGUGUGACUGCAACAUUCCUAGUAAUCAAAUAUUCAUCUGCUGUAAAUAAACUUGUACCAACAUGUAUUUAUUUAUGCCUGCAACAUUCCCAUGUAAUUAUUAUCUUGCUACGUCUGCUUAAUGUUUCUGUAAAUACCUUCACUUUUAUUGUGAACAACUAAUUUCCUGGAACGGAAUAUUAGCUAGAA
This is a messenger RNA of Solanum dulcamara, 1602 nucleotides long. Its product is annotated as F-box protein SKIP23-like. Gene Ontology annotation, molecular function: protein binding. The record is from RefSeq and is a predicted model, not a curated record. The transcript is spliced from 2 exons. The coding region runs from base 67 to 1251 and encodes 394 amino acids. NCBI's taxonomy places the organism in Eukaryota, Viridiplantae, Streptophyta, Magnoliopsida, Solanales, Solanaceae.